Molecule: messenger RNA, 2973 nt
Organism: Nerophis lumbriciformis (worm pipefish)
Lineage: Eukaryota; Metazoa; Chordata; Actinopteri; Syngnathiformes; Syngnathidae
Gene: btbd3a
Product: BTB (POZ) domain containing 3a
Biological process (GO): neurogenesis; cerebral cortex development; dendrite morphogenesis
Cellular component (GO): cytosol
Molecular function (GO): protein binding
Source: RefSeq, a predicted model, not a curated record
CAGUGCACGAUGUUAUAUAAUCUGCUGUUAUAUCCCACAGUGCACGAUGUAUAUCAUCGACCCUAACUGGACUAUUCAGGUUGAUCCCACGACAACAGCUGGAGAUAACGGAGAUCCUGCACGAGAUGGACCGGGCCGGGUGGGACGUGAAGAGAGCCGAACUGCUGGUGCUGUUGACGCCGGACUGCGUUGAAAAACAAUGGUGGUGGACUUGCGUCGACUUGCCGGCGGACUCGUGUUCCGGAAAAGUCCCAGACAGAACCUGCACCGGAGAGGAAAAGAACCGACAAAAAGUUCGGCCGGCGGCCACGACAGUUCGGUGCGGGUGUGGACCAUGGACACCAAGACGUGCAUGCAGGAGUUCAGCGCCCACCACAAGAAGUCUGGCGAGUGCGUCCAUGAUGUGACCUUCCACCCGGCCAGAUGUUACAUCGGCAAAUGCCCUGGCCAAGGUCUUUGUGUGACCCGGGGGUGGACUCGGGCUGGCUCCGGGUCGUAAAACAAACACGCCUGCCGCGUCUUGUUUGUUUGUCACGAGCGCGUGCCUUUUCUUACUUCCUGUCUGUCGAGGUGUGGCCACGUCACUGUGCACUUUGACCUUUCGAUGGCGUUCAAGACGAGCUCUAAAAAAAAAAAAAAAAAAGACAUGGAAAGGGACAAGCGGUAGAAAAUGAACGGAUGGAUGGAAUAAAAACUGUCAAAUGUUUGAUUUUUGUUGCAAAAUGUAAUAACAAUAUUAGCAUUUUCAUGCUAAUGCUCGUUAGCUUUUUUUGUCAGUAAAAUGUUUGUAAAACUUGAAAAUAGAUUUUGGAGGGCAAAAAAAGUAUUUUAUUGAACUUUUAUUAUUUCCUCAUGCACUCUGUAAAAGCUGAGACGCUAACAAAGAAUAAUUAUUUAUAUAUAAUAAUAGUAUUAAUCUUGUCCACAAGCGUGUACAGUAGUAGCCUAUUAGCCAACAUGAUUUAUUAUUUUUUAUUUGCAUUGAUUUAUUAUUUAUUAUUAUUAAAACAUUAUUAACGUUGAUCCUGUUGAAUUCUGUUUUAUUAAUUAUCUUUUCAAUAUGUGAUACAAAUAUUCUGUGUUUACUGUGUUUUAUGGAGCUGGUGACGUAAUGCGUGACGUCAUCGAGCGCAAGGCAAGGUGUCCGCCAGGAGGCGAUAGUGAUCUCGGUGCUGAGAGUCGCUGCUGAUUACUCUUCGUACAAGACGUCAGGCAGUUCGCUGCUGUAAACAAAGCAGUUGGUCGCGUCCUGCUUUCCUCACUUAUAAAUCUGCUAGUUUGGACCACAAGAUGAUCGCCAAAACACAUCUGCGACUUUGACGCUGAGGCUGCCAUGACCCGGUCCACAGUCUGACUGGAAGAGAAUGGCCGCGGAGCUGUUUCCCACGAAGAAGCUGGUUCCGUCCGCCUCCGUCCAGCAGUACCAGCAGCAGAACCUGACCAACAACAACACCUCCACCUGCUGCAACUGGCAGGGCCUGUACUCCACCAUCCGGGAGAGGAACUCGGUCAUGUUCAACAACGAGAUGAUGGCUGACGUCUACUUCGUGGUCGGACCUCCUGGCGGGACUCAGCGGGUUCCGGGCCACAAGUACGUCCUGGCGGUGGGUAGCUCCGUGUUCCACGCCAUGUUCUACGGCGAGCUGGCCGAGGACCAGGACGAGAUCCGCAUCCCCGACGUGGAGCCACCGUCGUUCCUGGCCAUGUUGAAGUACAUCUACUGCGACGAGAUCGAGCUGUGCGCCGACACGGUGCUGGCCACGCUGUACGCCGCCAAGAAGUACAUCGUGCCCCACCUGGCCCGCGCCUGCGUCAACUUCCUGGAGACCAGCCUGAGCGCCAAGAACGCCUGCGUGCUGCUGUCGCAGAGCUGCCUGUUCGAGGAGCCCGAGCUGACGCAGCGCUGCUGGGAGGUGAUCGACGCGCAGGCCGAGCUGGCGCUGCGCUCCGAGGGCUUCUGCGACAUCGACGCGGUGACGCUGGAGCGCAUCCUGCGGCGCGAGACGCUCAACGCCAAGGAGAUGGUGGUGUUCGAGGCGGCGCUGGGCUGGGCCGAGGCGGAGUGUCAGCGGCGGGAGCUGCAGCCCAGCAUCCAGAACAAGCGCCUGGUCCUGGGCAAGGCCAUCUACCUGAUCCGCGUGCCCACCAUGGCACUGGAGGACUUCGCCAACGGGGCGGCGCAGUCGGGCGUGCUGACGCUCAACGAGACCAACGACAUCUUCCUGUGGUACACGGCCGCCAACAAGCCCGAGCUGCUGUUCUGCAGCAAGCCUCGCCAGGGUCUGGCGCCGCAGCGCUGCCACCGCUUCCAGUCCUGCGCCUACCGGAGCAACCAGUGGCGCUACCGCGGACGCUGCGACAGCAUCCAGUUCGCCGUGGACAAGCGCGUCUUCAUCGCCGGCUUCGGCCUGUACGGCUCCAGCUCCGGCUCGGCCGAGUACAGCGCCAAGAUGGAGCUGAAGCGGCAGGGCGUGGCCAUGGCGCAGCGCGUCAUCAAGUACUUCUCGGACGGCUCCAGCAGCACCUUUCCCGUCUGGUUCGAGUACCCGGUCCAGAUGGAGCCCGACACCUUCUACACGGCCAGCGUGGUCCUGGACGGCAACGAGCUCAGCUACUUCGGCCAGGAGGGUAUGACCGAGGUGCAGUGCGGCAAGGUCACCUUCCAGUUCCAGUGCUCCUCCGACAGCACCAACGGCACCGGCGUGCAAGGCGGACAGAUCCCCGAACUCAUCUUCUACGCCUGAACUCCCUCUUUUCCUGGGAGUCGUCUUCUCGUGGACCUUCUUGCCUUAAACAUGAAGACUCCAGAGGCAACACUUGACUUCACGCUUUUAUUUUGAAAGCCCCAGCGUAACGGUGAUGUCAGUGUUGUCUGUUGAAUGUGUGUGAUGGCGACAGUGGCCUUAAUCCUGGAAAUAAAACACUCCAUUAGACACACCCCUUAAUCCUGGAAAUAAAACACUCCAUUAGACA